CUCGGUUCGCAACCGUUGUUCUAGUCGAAAAUACGUCGCGAAUCUGUUUGGUAAUAUGAAAAACUAUUUGAGGACGACCAAAUUGUGCAAUUUCGUUUUUCAAACAUUUUCAAUAUUUUUCUAAAAAAAGUGGGUCAAAGAAGUGAAAUCUUACUUUUACGCGCAACUUGCGAUUUACCGUUAGUUUACUCAAUGUGUACAUGUUGGAGUUUUGCUGGACUACUUUUGCUCUUUUUGCUACUUUGGUGAUGUGCUUCAAAUAAGAUUUUGAAAACCCCCCAAAAAAAAAAAAAAAUUACAAAAGAAAACAAAAAAGUUUUGCGUAUACUAGAAAUAAGUUCUAGUGUGGGACCUGCAAAAUGGCCGCACUUACGAUAUCCCGACGCCGAGAGGUAAUGCAAAAAGCCGGUUGGAAGAUCGACCAAAACGAUGAGGCAUGCUAUAUAGACAUUGAUGAACCCCAAGAAGAAGAACUAGCUGAAAACGAUAAUAACUAUUCAGAAUGGCAUACUUUACCGGAUAUACCGUUGGAAGAAAUCUUCUCAUAUUUAACCUACAGAGAACGGUAUUACGCUAGUUUGGUGUGUAAGCAGUGGUACAACGCUUUCUAUCUGCCCCUGGUAUGGAGAAACUUUCUGGUCGACGAUCGAACACUCACUCGCGCCAAAUACAACUAUUACUCGGGUUGGCAAUAUUGUUUGGAUCACAUACGAACACAGAAUUGUCUUUCACGGGUUGGAAAAUAUCUGCGCGGCCUAGAAUUCCGACCGGAGCAUAGCUUCAAUAAUAUCUUUCAAUUUAUGACAAUGCUUUCAUGGAGUAUGGACAAAGGUUCAGAUGUGAAAGCACCAAAGGAUCUCAAGAAUGUUGGCUCACGCAUACGCUCGCUCGUCUAUGUGUUUCCCUGCAAUAUGUCGCAAGCCAACGAUCCGGAGGGUAUUAAAUUAUUCGGCACUGGUGGCCAACUGCUCAAAGGUCUCAAGGAGCUCUUGUCCAAGUUACGUAAUCUGCGUACAUUGAAAUUAAUCGAUUUCGUGUUGGAACGUUUCGAGGCGAAGCAUUUGCUCGACGAGGUGCUGGAAGCGUGCUGCACGAAGAUGCGCGUGCUGAAUCUGGUGAAUGUCACAACCACACACUGUCCCAUAAUGCAUGUGGGGCUGUUUAUCAAUCUGCAGAUUCUGACAAUUUCGCCACAAAACAUCGACGAUGACGCGUUGCUGCUUUUGGCCGAUACCAAAUUGAAGCAUUUGCAUUUGUUGCAAAACCGUUAUACUUCCACCCACCUCUCGAUUUCGCCAUGUAGCGUGAAGGCGUGGCGGCAGUUGAAACGUGAUAAUCCGCGGCUGAAGGUGCAUCUGCGCGUAGAAUCAAUGGGCGAUGGCGAAGUUGUGUUCCAGCCGGAAGCGCCUGUGUGCAGCGUCACUUACGAAUCACCAAAGUCAAAGAUCAAAACCGAUUUUGUCCUACGCAUGGUGGACCACUAUAAAAAUAAACUCAGCGUUUACGGCUAUGAGAUGCUGCCGCGUUUUACCAGCCCCAAGCCAUUUCACAAUCGUGUCGACAGCCUUAUGCUGCUAAUCGCCCGGCAAUGCUUCAAUCUGCACACCUUAUUCGUACGCGAGAAAGUGUCCACCUCCACAGUGCUGCUGAUCGCGCGUACCGCAAAGAAUCUGCGUCGUCUCCACGUACGUCGCUUUGCGGUCAUCAUACGUUGCGAUUGGCCGCGACAUCCCGAAUGGUCCGAUGAGUUCUAUUUAUGGCUGCGGCACACGUCACGUUCCUAUGAGGCGGUGGAACGUGAAGUGUCGCAAAUGCUCGGCUACAAGUGGCAUUUCCUAAGUGACAGCGACUACAAGCAGCUGCAGGUGGACGUGCAAAUAGCGCCGUGAGGCGAGUGACGUGUAAAGUGUGAUAUUAUUGCUCAAAUGCAUACGCAUAGCUGUUAUUUGUUUUCUAUUUAUUU
Molecule: messenger RNA, 1963 nt
Organism: Bactrocera tryoni
Lineage: Eukaryota; Metazoa; Arthropoda; Insecta; Diptera; Tephritidae
Exons: 7
Coding region: 360-1889 (509 amino acids)
Molecular function (GO): protein binding
Source: RefSeq, a predicted model, not a curated record